UGGACGAGUUCUUGCUGUGAUCGUGAUGUCUGACAAAUCCCAUGAAUGUAAAUUAAUCUUCAUGCAGACAUCAUGCUAGUUUUUUAGGACUAAAUUAUUUUGACCUUCAGCAGUCACAAACAGAUUACACACAAACACAGCUGUGUGUCAGAGUAGCAGCCGCAUGGAAAAUAAAGGUGUCGGUCACAUGCCUGCUGAUUCACACACACACACACACACACACACACACACAGGUUUUUAUAUAAAGCUGAAAUAAGCAGAAGGUGAGGAAUGUGUUACUACAUUAAAGCUGAGAGAAGAGAUGGUCAAGUCCAUGCCACAGAUGGCUUCUCAGAUGAUCUCCAUCCUGUUUAUCUUGCUUCCUGUUUUCCUUUGCUCCCCUCCUUCAUUUAGUGGCCUGGAAGCUGAGGGCACUAAUCGAUCAUCUAUCCGGUUCCUGGUAGUUGGAGACUGGGGUGGUUUGCCCAACGCACCUUUUGUCACGCCUGUUGAGUGGGCUACAGCACGGGAAAUGGGCCGAACUGCUGAGCAGCUUGGAGCUGAUUUUGUUUUAGCCCUUGGAGAUAACUUUUAUUACAGAGGUGUGAAGAGUGUAGAUGAUCCCAGAUUUCAGGAGACCUUUGAGAAUGUCUACACUGCUAAAUCUCUAAAUAUUCCAUGGUAUGUUGUUGCGGGCAACCAUGACCAUGCAGGAAAUGUUCGUGCUCAGAUCCAGUACAGCAAAAUGUCCCAACGAUGGAAUUUCCCAUAUUAUUAUUAUGAACUGAACUUCAACAUCCCACAAACUGCUGCCACGCUGCAGGUGCUAAUGUUGGACACGGUGCUUCUUUGUGGAAACACUGAUGACUUCCAGGAUGGAAAGCCAAGUGGACCCACAAGCAGUGUGUUGGCCAACCGGCAACUACUGUGGCUGCAGGAACGACUGCAACGCUCCACAGCUGACUUCCUGCUUGUAGCUGGUCAUUAUCCUGUCUGGUCAGUGUCCAAACAUGGGCCCACUGACUGCCUGCUAAGAAGGCUUCGCCCCUUGUUGGUGAAGUACAAAGCCACUGCUUACCUGUGUGGACAUGAUCACAACCUGCAAUACUUCAAGGAGUCCAGUGUUGGUUAUGUUGUGAGUGGUGCAGGAAACUUCAUUGACCCAGACAUGAGGCAUAGAAAUUCUGUUCCUCGAGACUCUCUGAAGUUCUUCACCGGAAAAUCAUCGACACUUGGUGGCUUUGCUCACAUGGAGGUUACUGACAAAAAACUGAUUGUGACCUUCAUCCAAGCGAGAGGAACGUCACUAUUUCGCUCUGUGCUGCCUAAACGCAAUUUGUAAUUCAGAUGUUUUAAAACUUAGUGCCUGCUGGUAACUGUUUCCAAUCUUGUCUUUUAUGAGUUUUAAAGCUUUAAAUGCUUUCUAGUUUGUAAUGUUUUAUGUCUAAUGAGAUUAAAUAUAUGGGUUUUUUUUUAAUGCAAUUAAAUGAGCUUUAAGUGAUGUGGUGUACCUUUUUUUUUUUUUUUUU
Hemibagrus wyckioides is the source of this 1508-nucleotide messenger RNA. It is a transcript of the gene acp5a, whose product is annotated as acid phosphatase 5a, tartrate resistant. Gene Ontology annotation, molecular function: acid phosphatase activity; ferric iron binding; ferrous iron binding. NCBI's taxonomy places the organism in Eukaryota, Metazoa, Chordata, Actinopteri, Siluriformes, Bagridae. The transcript has 6 exons. The coding region runs from base 302 to 1321 and encodes 339 amino acids. The record is from RefSeq and is a predicted model, not a curated record. Gene Ontology annotation, biological process: bone resorption.